This is a messenger RNA of Ordospora colligata OC4, 801 nucleotides long. RefSeq lists its product as uncharacterized. The record is from RefSeq and is a predicted model, not a curated record. NCBI's taxonomy places the organism in Eukaryota, Fungi, Microsporidia, Ordosporidae. The transcript has a single exon. Bases 1 to 801 code for a protein of 266 amino acids.
AUGACAAUCGAUUUUGUGCCUGCUGCAAAGCAGAAAGAGCUGAAGCAUGCAUUAACUACAAUGAGAUCUACAGUUAUUAUUGUAAAUGGGCCAGUAGGAUGCUCAAAGACACACUCAAUACAUACAAUUGCUCGUGAUAUAGGAUUGGCUGUUCAGUACAUAGAAAGUAUAGAGGAGCACUCAGAUGCUUUUAUCACAAACAACACGGUUUAUCUCAUAGACAUUGACUGCCAUAAACAACUCAUUAUGUGGAUGCCAAGACUCUGUAAGAUGACUCGACUGAUAAUCGAGACACGGACACUGCAAUUUGCAGGUAAAUUUAUUCCUGGAUCAAUCACAGUGAACUUCAACAAAGUCAGAGACUCACAGAUAAGAAAAACAUAUCACCUGACACACGAACAAUCAGUCCAUGUAGAUGGCAAUCUCCAUCUCGCUGCCAUUAAUAAAUUCCUCUUGCCAACUGAUGUAAGACCUAUUUCUGUAUUCCAUCAGUUAGGGAGACUUUUGCAUUCAAAAUCCACAGAUGUAAAUGAGAUCUGUACGAGCAUAAGUACUUACGGACAGUAUCGGUUCUGUGGGUAUUUGUUAGAAAACUAUGCAUUAUUCAUGGAUAUCAGCCAGAUUGGAAGAUUGUCUGAAGGAUUCAGCAUCUGGGACACAGCAAGCAGCAUCUUUUUUGAGUAUCUUGUAUGGACAACGGUAGAUUCACAAAAGACAAGCCCAAAGCGAUUUAUCAGCUUCAAGUCUUUUCAUCAUUCAGACAGCCAUCAUACUUGCACAUCACUAUGUAAUAACAGAUGA